AUUCAGGCCCGUCGAAUACCACCAGGCUUUUUCGACGACACCCAAUCCUCUACAGCACGUGGUACCCGUACUCUCUCUCCUGCGCACAAUUCUCGCAGUCAUCGCCCAUCUCUAUUUGCCAUUCCACGUGCCCUUCUCGAACGACUUUCGUCGUUCUUCCAGCCUCACUCUCACUCCGAUGUUGAUAGAGCAACCGAACUUCAGCAACGCCCAAGGCGUUCCAUCUUUUCUCGCGGUCCUCCUAUUGUCGAAGUUGCUACAGUACCGGACAAAAAGGCAUUAUAUGUUGCUCCACGACCGCGGCCGCAGCAGCAAAGCCAGUCGCACACCCAGGGCUCGUCGUCGCAAUCUCAGCCCACCACAACACCUGCUCAAGGUACCAGCACUGCCGCACCAGGUGCAGCAACCGCGCAGUCACCACGCAUCCCAUUGUGGGCUCGUUUUAUUCUAUUUAUCUGCUGCGCAUCUCCCCCGCACGCCAAUGGUCAUUAAUACAGGAGCAGUACAUGUACAAUCAUCUUGCUCUUCACGUCUUCCGCUCUUCCAACAAUCCUGGUUCUUCACGUCAUACUCGUUCCCAAGCUUAGAGUCCUGGCUUGCGACAGGUAUGCAGAGCAGCAACACCUGAAUACAUAAUGAAGAAUGGAGCUGUCACUUUUUGGGUGACCCUGUCGUUGCGAAACUAUUUCCUUGGACUUGUUCUGUGUCAAACUUCGCCACAAUGUUUGAAAAGCAUGAGUAUUUUGUUCCAACAUUUUUGUCAGUGGUAGAGAGCCAGUCACGGUUACAUUGCAGACUCGUUUCGUUCUCUUUUUUUUGGCCGU
Suillus plorans is the source of this 824-nucleotide messenger RNA. RefSeq lists its product as uncharacterized. NCBI's taxonomy places the organism in Eukaryota, Fungi, Basidiomycota, Agaricomycetes, Boletales, Suillaceae. Bases 179 to 628 code for a protein of 149 amino acids. The transcript is spliced from 4 exons. The record is from RefSeq and is a predicted model, not a curated record.